Molecule: messenger RNA, 1620 nt
Organism: Thyridium curvatum
Lineage: Eukaryota; Fungi; Ascomycota; Sordariomycetes; Thyridiales; Thyridiaceae
Exons: 2
Coding region: 1-1620 (539 amino acids)
Molecular function (GO): nucleotide binding
Source: RefSeq, a predicted model, not a curated record
AUGGCGAACCAUUCGGAUGUGAGCACGGCAGACCAGACUAUCGUCCGUCUGCCCUCACCUCAGAAACUGGAGUUUUCGGCCUCGCCGCCUCGGAUUCUUAUUAUUGGUGCUGGUAAUCGCGGCGUAACCUACGCCAGGGCCAUUAAGAACACGAGCAAUGGCGUUGUCGCCGGUGUGGUCGAGCCCAUCACCUUGAAAAGGCAACACAUCGGGCGUACCUACAUCUGGGGAAAACGAGAGCCUCUCGAGGGCGAAGAGUUCGAAGACUAUCGCCAGUACGUCUCCUGGGAGCUUAAGAGAAGAAAGCGCGCCGCCGCUGGGGAGGAGGUACCGGAAGGAGUGGAUGCGGCGUUCAUAUGCGUGCAGGACAGCAUGCAUCGGGAGGUUGUCGAAGCAUUAGCUCCCCUGAAUCUCCAUAUCAUGUGUGAGAAGCCGCUUGCUCCCACUCUCGAAGACUGCGUCGGAAUUUACAAAUCAAUAUUGCCGAACCGCGAUGUGCAGCCCACACGCCUUUUUGCCGUUGGACAAGUCCUCCGCUACACUCCACACAACAUGCUCUUACGGGAGCUCUUGCGGGAGGACAAGGUCAUUGGAGAGAUCAUGGCUGUGCAUCAUGUUGAACCGGUAGGUUGGAAUCACUUUGUGCAUAGCUUUGUCAGGGGAAACUGGAGGAAAGAGUCGGUAUCAUCGCCGUCCUUGCUCGCGAAAUGCUGCCACGAUAUCGACCUUCUCUACUGGCUCAUCGCAGCACCGGCGCCUGGGUCCAAUAUACCAGCACACGUACCGAAAGACAUCAGCUCAUCCGGGUCCCUCCAAUACUUCCGACGUAACCGUAAGCCCGCCGAGGCUGGUGCAGCGACAAACUGCCUUUCCUGUGCAUUUGAGCCCAAGUGUCAAUUCUCGGCCAAGAGAAUCUACACGGCGUCUUACUUGGCGGGCCCGAAUCAGGAGGGUUGGAAACGGGUGGUGUGUCCGGAAAUCGAAGAAUGCGUUACCGCUGGCCGUCCUGAAGCAGCCCAGCAGGCGCUUCUAGAAAGAUUGUGCCAGGACUACGGCGACGAGACACCGGUUCACGAAGUUGGUCAGCGCCAGUGGUAUGGGCGCUGUGUAUAUGAGACCGACAACGAUGUGUGUGACAACCAGACUGUUACACUUGCCUGGGAGGACGAGCCUGUGGCAGACGGCGAGGCCAGUCUAGAGUCACUUGCGGAUCGCAGCAGCAAGACGGCAACGCUGCAAAUGGUUGCCUUCAGCAAGAAAAUCUGCAGAAGAUCGACCAGUAUUUACGGAACGCAUGGAGAAAUCCAGACCGAUGGUGCGUGUAUCAUUGUGCAAGAUUUCAGUACAGGCCAGAAGAAAUCCCACUACCCCCACGUUGCACAGGACGACAGUCACGAAGAUGGCGAUGAAGGUUUGACACGAGCAUUCCUUCUCGCCAUCGACCGGAUCAAGAACCACGGUGUUUCGGUUACAGACGCCCAGAGAGAAAACAUUGGUUGCUCACUCUCAGACAUCAUCAUGGGCCACGCGCUGGUUUUCGCCGCGGAAAAAGCAAGAAAAAGUAAAACGGUAGUAGACUUCCCUGACUGGUUGAGGAAGGAGAUGUUCCAAGGGUUUUAG